AUGGAGCGCAGUCGCGGCGUUCCCGACGCCGAGCUGUUCCUUCACAAACCCGCCGAGGAAGACUGCGAUAGCCCGACGGUUGAGCCCCUGAGGAUAUUCAAACCGCAGAGUCCUAAUCCCGCCAACGACCGCUUCAAGUACCCCGCGGCUUCGUCCGCGUCGGGCUCGUCCUCCUUCAUAUCGAAGCCGACCUUCCCUCUACCACCAGGCGCCUCGAGCUCAGCUGCUCCUCUACCGUAUCCCGACGAGGAGGAUCUUCGGCCCGGCAGACCAACUAAACCUACCAUCACCGCCCCGAAGCGAUUUGGCUCUGACUACAAUGAUACUACCCCGCGCUUCAACGCCACCAGUCCCGUAGAGACGAAGAGUCCUACCCUCGCCGAGCGACGCGGCACCGGUCCGAGGCCCUUGGGCGCUACGUCUCCGCAGAGCCCGGCUGGUGACGACGGGGGCCUCUUCGCGAAGCCGUUGACGGCGCCACAGCCUCAGCGUCCGGCUGCUUCGACCACAAACUACCCGUCUUACACCAAGAAGCCCUACUACCCCCCACCGGGCGGCGCAUCCAGUUCUAUGCCCCCCGCCCAAAGCCAGAGCCAGCACCAGUCCCGACCACUCCAGAGUGCUGAUCAUCUCGAGAUGCCCGGCCAGAACAGCGUGAACAGGUUCGCCUCGACAGCUUCGACCUCCACGACCCGCGCCAGCCGAGGAUCUCCGCCCCCGCCAGAGACCCCGAUUGUGGAACCAGGGGUCAUCCCCGGCGGUGGUAUUGAGGCGCGAUAUGCGGCCUCUGGCAUCUCAGGCACGGCGACCCUGACCAGCCUCCAGGCGCAACAGGCUCAGAGCGCCGCGGCCUCGCAGAGACUGGCCCAGUAUGGCGGGGCACCGCCGCCCGCGCGACCGUGGACUCCCACAGAGAACCCAGAGAACCAACCUCAUGGGCCGCCUACAGUAUACCAGGGUAUGAACCCGGUUACGAGUCCUACGCAACCUACAUUCAGUCCUCCUCCUCAGCAGGCGGAGAACCAAGGCGACCAGCCGAACCUUCAAGUCAGCGUUCUGGAGCAGGAUUAUCAGCGACUGGGCCUGAACGACCCUCCACCGGCUUACUCUAGUGUCACACCCUCGGGCAACCCGUCUUAUCCAGCCGAAAAGCAACGGCCCGCUCAGCAGAGGGCAGACUCAACGCCGUCCGUGUGCACGACCUCUGCUGCUCAGUUGCCCCCGAAGAAGCCCGCAACUGUCGGUCUUGCAGCGGCAGGGCUGGCAUCACCUUCGUUACAAGGCCAUCCGGCCUUCGCCAACGACCCGAGACCAGAACAGAACGGACAGCCCUCGUCAUCUCAAGCACAGAAUCCCCCUGUCACACAGACAGUACAGGCACCUCCUUCCUUCCAAGGCGCUGGCCCUUCUUCACCGCCACCGCUACCCGAGGGCUGGAUCGCCCACCUCGACCAGAACUCGGGACAGUACUAUUACAUUCAUCUGGCAUCUCAGGCCACGCAAUGGGAGUUUCCCAAGGGCCCUAAUCCCAUGACACACGAGACAGCGCCUUUGUCGCCCACUGCGUCGACGUACGGUAAUCCUCUCGCAUCGCCCAUGUUUGGCAAACAAGCUAUGGGCUCUCCAAUGUUUCCGCCUCAGACGCCGGGCUACGCUGAGAGCAUCAUGAGCGUCGCGGCGUCGCAGACGCCCACGACAGCUGGGUUCUCUGGGCCGCCUCCAAGUGCUGGUGUUGACAUGUACAGAAUUCAGCCUACAAACGGCGUGUAUUUUGGGCCGUACCUCCGUUACUGCAACAUGGACUUUGAAAAGGGGACAUGGUUGGGUAGUAUCAUGAUUGUGACAGACGCGCCGCAGCCCCCGACGAUUCACAUCCACCCGAGUAACGACCUUUCGCCUAAUCCACGACAGUUGGUGCCGCACAAUAUCUUCACCCAUCAGCGCUGGACGUUUUACAAGUACGAUAUCGAGCUGCCUAUGAGUGAGAGCGGAACUGAGCGAUGGACGUAUGCCGUGACUUCUCACCUGGGAUGCACGAGAUACGAGUUUGUCAUUGCCGGUCGACAUGAAGUCGGUUGGAGAUUCCUCGCUCACUCGAACAACGAUUUCGCCGCAUCCACCUCUCAAGCCGAGCGCUCCAAGCUUGGCGGCGUGGGCUUCAUGUGGAAGGAUGUGCUUCAAAAGAACGUCGACUGUGGCGGCUUCCACGUUCAGCUUGGUUUGGGUAACCAGAUCUACGGUGACAGGCUGUGGAAGGAAGUCCCCCUGCUGAAGCAGUGGUUGGCGAUGAGCGGCAGAGACAACAGGAAGAACGCACAGUGGACCGCGCGCCACGAGGAAGACGUCUCGCACGCCUACUUCCAUUAUUAUACCAGCCAUUUUGACCAACCUUACCUCAGAGAGGCUUUUGCUCAGAUCCCGCAUAUUUUGCAAAUCGACGACCACGACAUUUUCGAUGGCUACGGCUCGUAUCCCGAGUACAUGCAAGGGUCCCAGAUGUUCAAGAACGUCGGUCGGAUCGCCGUCGAAAUGUACCUGCUCUUCCAGCACCACACCACCGUAGAGAUUCUCCGCAACGUGAGCAACGACAUGGACCUCUUCACAGUCACCAGCCAGGGCUGGCAUUAUGUCAAAUACCUCGGCCCCGCCGUCGUCGUCGUCGGACCCGACUGCAGAUCCGAGAGAAACCAGGCCCGCGUCAUGGCCGGCCCGACCUAUCAAGGGAUAUUCCCCAAGGUCGCGACGCUCCCCCCCAGCGUGCAGCACUGCAUCUGGAUGGUAUCCGUGCCGCUGCUGUACCCCCGCCUGGAGGCGGUCGAGAGCUUGGCCGGCGCCGUCGCGACCGGCAAGAAGGUUGUCAACACGUCGUACAACCUGCUCGGCAAGGUCACGAGCUCGGUGGCCGGCGUUGUCGGCGGCAAGGAUGUCGUGGCGCAGGGCUUCACGCAAGUGAAGAAGGCGGUCGGAAAAUCCGGUCUCAUGGGCAAUGUCCUGAACCAGUUUGGCGAGAUUGACAUUGCCGAGAUCCUCAAGGACAUGUGGACCCACGACUCCAAGGACCUGGAGAGGACGUACUUCAUCCGGACCCUCCAGGGCAUCUCCCAGCAGAAGGGUAUUCGCAUGACGUUCUUGUCAGGAGACGUCAACUGCGCCGGAGCAGGCCUGGUCCACGACCCGACGCACCCGAGCGACCACAAGACAAUGUACCAGGUCAUCACCUCCCCCAUUGUAGCCCAGCCCGCCAGCAACUACAUCCUCAAGCUCCUCCACAACAACAAAAGCCUCUACGUGCCGCAGAACGGGCACAAGUCGAACCACGAGGUCUCGGACUCCAAGGAGGACAUGAUGGAGAUUUUCCACACCGACGCCAGCGGCUCCGCGCGUGAGCUCAAGAAGCUCAUGGGGCGCAGGAACUAUGUUGCCGUGGUCGCGUACGACCCAGAGGCCGUUGCCGGGCCCGGCGCCGGCGGCUCGCAGUACGCGGGCAGUAUUGCCAACGGAGGUGGGCAGCAGCAGCAGCAGCAGGGACUGCAGAAGUUGAGCUUGGCAGUCGACUUUGUUGUGCAGGGCGACGGGGCGUUUACGGCGCCGACCAAGUAUGGCCCGGUGAUUGUGCCCCAUUUGGAGUUUGGGAGGUAA
Colletotrichum orchidophilum is the source of this 3639-nucleotide messenger RNA. RefSeq names its product WW domain-containing protein. Gene Ontology annotation, cellular component: membrane. Bases 1 to 3639 code for a protein of 1212 amino acids. NCBI's taxonomy places the organism in Eukaryota, Fungi, Ascomycota, Sordariomycetes, Glomerellales, Glomerellaceae. The transcript is spliced from 3 exons. The record is from RefSeq and is a predicted model, not a curated record. Gene Ontology annotation, molecular function: protein binding.